Messenger RNA from Ochotona curzoniae (black-lipped pika), 3200 nucleotides. It is a transcript of the gene ITFG1, whose product is annotated as integrin alpha FG-GAP repeat containing 1. Bases 141 to 1979 code for a protein of 612 amino acids. Lineage: Eukaryota; Metazoa; Chordata; Mammalia; Lagomorpha; Ochotonidae. The record is from RefSeq and is a predicted model, not a curated record. Gene Ontology annotation, cellular component: plasma membrane. The transcript is spliced from 18 exons.
CUGAGGAAGAGGGAAGGGCCGCGACCGCGGCUCCGGGGCGCCUCGGGGCUGGUGCUGUGUCUCCGGGCUGUCGGCGCGGUGCUUUGCGGCUGCCGUCAAGCGCGCCGCUGAGCCGGCGGGCGGGGGGCCGAGGGGCGGCCAUGGCGGCGGCGGCGGGCCGGCUGCCGAGCACCUGGGUGCUGCUGGCGCCUGUCCUCGGGGGUCUCGCGCUGCUGGGCGUCGGGCCGGCCCCGGCGCGGGCGCUGCACAACGUCACAGCCGAGCUCUUUGGGGCGGAGGCCUGGGGCACCUUGGCGGCCUUCGGGGACCUCAACUCCGACAAGCAGACGGACCUCUUCGUGCUGCGCGAAAGAAAUAAUUUAGUCGUCUUUUUGGCAGACCAGAACGCACCCUAUUUUAAACCAAAAGUAAACCUAUCCUUGAUGAAUUACAGUGAAUUGAUAACAAGUGUAGUGCCUGGGGAUUAUGAUGGAGAUUCACAAAUGGAUGUCCUGCUGACAUAUCUUCCCAAAAAUCAUGGCAACAAUGAACUAGGAGCUGUCAUCUUCUGGGGACAAAAUCAAACAUUAGAUCCUAACAAUAUGACCAUGCUUAAUAGGACUUUUCAGGAUGAACCACUGAUUAUGGAUUUCAAUGGUGAUUUAAUUCCUGAUGUAUUUGGUGUUACAAAUGGAUCCAGCCAGUCGCAAAUACUAUUAGGAGGAAAUUUAUCUUGGCAUCCUGCAUUGACAACUGAAAGCAAAAUGCGAAUUCCACAUUCUCAUGCAUUUAUUGAUAUGACUGAAGAUUUUACAGCAGAUUUAUUCCUCACGACAUUGUCUGGCUCUGGUAAACCCCAGUUUGAAUUAUGGGAAAAUUUGGAUGGAAACUUCUCUAUCAGUAGUAUACUUGAAAAACCGCAAAAUAUGCUGGUGGUUGGACAAUCAGCUUUUGCAGAUUUUGAUGGAGAUGGGCACAUGGAUCACUUACUACCUGGCUGUGAGGAUCAAAAUUGCCAUAAAAGCAUCAUCUACUUAACACUCUCUGGAACAAAGCAGUGGGUUCCAGUCCUGCAGAAUUUCAGCAAUAAGGGCACACUCUGGGGCUUUGUGCCAUUUGUGAAUGAAAAACGAAUAACGGAAAUAUCAAUGCCAAUUACCCUUCAUAUUGGAGAUUACAACAUGGAUGGCUAUCCAGAUGCUCUGGCCAUACUGAAGAAUACGUCUGGAAGCAAUCAGCAGGCCUUUUUGCUGGAGAAUGUCCCUUGUAAUAACGCAAGCUGUGAGGAAGUGCAUCGAAUGUUCAAAGUCUACUGGGAGCUAACGGACCUCAAUCAAAUCAGAGAUGCCAUGGUUGCCACGUUCUUUGACAUUUACGAAGAUGGAAUUUUGGACAUUGUAGUGCUAAGUAAAGGAUAUACAAAGAAUGAUUUUGCCAUCCAUACACUAAAAAAUAACUUUGAAGCAGAUGCUUAUUUUGUUAAAGUCAUUGUGCUUAGUGGUCUCUGUUCCAAUGACUGUCCUCGUAAGAUAACACCCUUUGGCGUGAAUCAGCCAGGACCUUAUAUCAUGUAUACAACUGUAGACGCAAACGGAUAUCUGAAAAAUGGCUCAGCUGGACAACUGAGCCAGUCAGCACAUUUAGCCCUCCAGCUACCAUACAGUGUUCUUGGCUUAGGUCGAAGUGCAAAUUUUCUUGACCAUCUUUAUGUUGGUAUUCCCCGUCCAUCUGGAGAGAGGUCUGUACGGAAACAAGAGUGGACUGCAAUCAUUCCAAAUUCCCAGCUAAUUGUCAUUCCGUAUCCUCACAAUGUCCCUCGAAGCUGGAGUGCCAAAUUAUACCUUACACCAAGUAACAUUGUUCUACUGACAGCCAUAGCUCUCAUUGGUGUCUGUGUUUUCAUCUUGGCAAUAAUUGGCAUUUUGCAUUGGCAGGAAAAGAAAGCAGAUGACAGAGAAAAGCGACAAGAAGCCCAUCGGUUUCAUUUUGAUGCUAUGUGAAUUGCCUUCAACAUUACAUGAUGGAGUGGCUGUUCUCUUGACUAGUUGAAACACUAAAUGCUGGCAUAUAGAAGAAAAUAGGAGAUUUUAAACAUUAUUUAUAUUACAACCAUGGUAAUUUGUUGUAAGUAUUCAAAUAAAUGUGUCUGAAAUGUCACAAGGUCCUUUUAUUUUUUUAAAAAAAAGCACUUUGUAUGCAAUAAUUUGGGUUCUGUAUAUUUUUGUUCCUUUGUGGAAUGUGUUGCAUGUCUGUAUUCACAUAUUUAUAAUCUUAUUAGAGUACUGAAAAUGGAAAAAGAUGUGUAAAUACAAAUAUUUAAAUAGACAGGAUUUUUUUUCUGUGCCACAUGGAUUGGUCUUACCUCUUAGUCCAAUGAUGCAGGUUACACUUUUUGCAAAUGUAUUACAGAAAUUAGUAUUAGGCAUUCACUUUCAUUAGAGUAGGUCAGGAGUCUCUCAUCAGUGGGAUAAAGUAUAAUAAUUGAGUAUUCCGGCUUUGGAUUCCCAGUAAGACAGACUUGCCUUAAAUUCCUGGCUCUAAUACUAAGUUUUUAUUUUGGCUAUUGUUUAAUCUGUUAAACUUCUGUUUUGUUGUUUGUACAUGGAGUUAAUAAUACCUACUUGUUUGAGGUAUUUUAAACAUUAAAUGGGACAAUAUAUGCAAAGUGCUUAGCUUGGUAGGUGCCUAGCAUAGAAUAAGUGCUCAAUAAGUGAUAGUUGUCAUUAUUACUAUUUUACAUGAUUUUAUUAGACUUCUACAACCAAUUAGUAAAGUUUAUAGACUCAGUAGAAUUUUAGCGUCAAGCAUGAGGAAAUAUAUUUGGAAAAACCUAAAUUCUUAGAGGUUGUCAUUUCAUAUAGAUUACUUAACACAUAUUAACACAGACUAUACUGUAGCAUCUUGCAAGGAUUCAUGUGCCCUAAAAUUUUUUAUUUGAAAAAUUUCAUUUGAUACCAUGUGAUAAAUGAAGAGUAUUUUAUUUCUUGAAGAAACUACUUAGCAAGUAAAUCUACAGAUCUUAAAUCAUUUCUAUUCUCAGAGGCUUGGAAAAGUCUAAUUUACAUACAGACUUCAAUGCAAAUUUUUAUUUUGAACAAAAUGUUGCCAAAAAAAGUUACUUUAAAAAGACUUAACUAUAAGACUGAGGAAAUGGUGUGUAUAUCAAUGAUAAUAAGUUUCUAAUGUGUCAAUGGCUAUGUGAUCACUGUAAAACACAAAAU